Molecule: messenger RNA, 3582 nt
Organism: Drosophila biarmipes
Lineage: Eukaryota; Metazoa; Arthropoda; Insecta; Diptera; Drosophilidae
Gene: Ent3
Product: equilibrative nucleoside transporter 4
Exons: 4
Coding region: 470-2476 (668 amino acids)
Biological process (GO): nucleoside transmembrane transport
Cellular component (GO): plasma membrane
Molecular function (GO): nucleoside transmembrane transporter activity; monoamine transmembrane transporter activity
Source: RefSeq, a predicted model, not a curated record
CAAAACAACAACAGGCUGGAUUAGCUAGUUGAAUAAAAUCAAUCAUACGCCACAUGCGCAGUGGCGGGCGUGGUGAGAAAAUGCCAGCACUUUGACAACCGAAGGAUUGGCAAGCAGAUGUCUUUAGAAAAGCGGUUAAAAUAAGUCCAGUGAACAGUAAAUGUGCUGCGGCUAAAUUCAAUUAAGAGGAGCCACCGAGUCAUUAGAUAGGUGGUUCUUUAAAUACUCCCAGGGGCUAGUUCGAGGGCAGCCACUUGUGUCUGUUUUGUAUCGAUUUGUGUAAGAAAAACCGUAGAAUCUGCACCCUGUAUGCGAGUACGGCAGGGAAAACAACAGAGCCCUCACGCCCACUAAGUGGUCAAUCUGGAAAAUAAUGCCAAGGUCCACAAUCCACCGGGUCGUCUAACAACGGGCAGUAAUCAAAGAGGUUUGCCACCGGAAAUCGCAACGCGAACAAGAGUUCGAGACCAUGGAUGUGGGUGGACAGGAAACCACCUACGAGCCGCUGGAUGGACGGGGCUCUGGGCGCUCGAGGAGCACCCAUUCCGCGUCUGGGCCCGGACUGAGGCAUCCCGGCAGUAUGGACAGUCCAGAGUUCGACACUCGGGCCCCCAAGGAUCAGCGGCACUCCGUCUACCUGGCCCUCCUGGCAGCGGGCAUAGGCUUUGUUUUGCCCUACAAUAGUUUCAUUAUCGCUGCGGACUACUGGCAGGCGCGUUUUCCGGGUCGUCCUGUGGCCCUGGACAUGUCGAUGACGUACAUCUUCGUGGCCUUCGGCACCGUGCUGAUGAACAACAUAGUGCUGUCGGUGGCUCCGUUCCAGUCGCGGGUGCUGUUCGGCUACAUGAUAUCCUUCACCACGCUGAUCUUCGUGGCCGUCUGCGAGGUGGCCUGGCACAUGUUCGCCUCCAACACCGCCUACCUGGUGAACAUGUCCGCCGUGGCCCUGACCGCCAUCGGGUGCACCGUGCAGCAGUCCAGCUUCUACGGAUUCGCCUCGAUGCUGCCCAAGCAGUACACCCAGGCGGUGAUGGCCGGCGAGAGCAUCGCCGGGUUCCUGGUGUCUUCCAAUCGAGUCGUUACCAAGCUGCUGAUCAACAACGACCGCGUGUCCACGGUCAUCUUCUUUCUCACCUCCACGCUCUACAUACUCUUCAGCUACCUGUUGCACGUGGCCACCAUCAACUCGCCGUUUGUGCGGUUCCACGUGGAGGCCUGCUCGAAGAUAGUCCUCCGGCCGGAUGAGCAGGAGAUAGAUGGCGUUCCAAGUAGUACUCGAUACGGGGUGCUGUCCAUGGACGGCACCCACACCACGACCUCAUCGGUCGGACCUCCAGGCACCGGAAACACCCUGAGUUUUAGCAACCCCGUCUACGAACUGUCCAAUCCGACUGCCGGCGAGAGCAGCAUCGAAGCCUUGGGCCAACUUCCCGAGCUUCCGGCCACACCCCCCGCCCAGGAGCCAACGACGCCCACGACAGUGGCCUUCAAGGUGGAGCACGUCAUCACCCCGCGCCGUUGCCGACCGAGUAAGCUGGGAGACAUCCGCGAGGGAUUCGUGACCCGGUGGCGGGUGGCCCAGGUGAUCUACCCGCACAUGGUGUGCAUCGCCCUCGCCUACUGCGUGACCCUCUCCCUGUAUCCGGGCAUCGAGGUGGAGGUGCAGUCCUGUGCCCUGCGCUCCUGGAUGCCGGUGCUGCUGAUGUUCUGCUUCAACACGUCGGAUGUGGUGGGAAAGAUCCUGGCCGCCAGCCCCUACCCGUGGUCGCGCCGCCAGCUGAUCCUGCUGUCCGGGCUGAGGAUCGUCCUGGUGCCCCUGCUCCUCCUCUGCUGUGCGCCUCGCCAGCGGCCCGUGAUCUCCGGCGAGACGGCGCCCUUUGUCUUCACCAUCGCUCUGGGUAUCACCAAUGGACUAGCCGGCAGCUUGCCCAUGAUGUUGGCCCCGGCAAAGGUGCCGGGGACUUUGAAGGAGGUCACUGGCAAUAUAAUGACCUUGUCGUACAACGUGGGCCUGACGGUGGGCUCCCUGAUUGGAUACGUCUUCGAGAGCAUGCUGGGGCCGCAGCUGGUGAACCCCUGCCCCUCGUACCCCUACGUGCCCGCCUCGAUUAUAGAGCAGUUCCACGGUCACGGGCACGGACAUGGCCACCUGCCGCACUCGCUGCCGCUGACGAGCACCAGCACGAUGAGUCCACCAACCACGGGGGCCACCACGCUGGUGCCCCUCCUGCUCAACACCACGAUGCUCACCCUCGGCAGUUCCAGCUCCACCACCAGCACCGCCAGUCCGGCUCUGGCCACCGUGAUCACCACCACGGCCCUGGCGCUCUACAGCACGGUGGCCACCGGGAGUGCCGAGGUGAUCAACGCCACCAUAUCCUCGAUCGUGUCCACAGUCACCAGCUCGGUGGGCGAUAUCAGCGACGAGAUGACCACAGAUCCCCAAACGCAGGACGCGCUGCUGGAUAGCAUCUAAGGGCAGUCCCCUGAGAUUCGGAAAAGUCAACUCAACAUUCUACACAGCCAUAUCUACGUCAGAAUGAUAAUUUAUACUUUUUAUUGCAAACCUUGGUACUUCAAGAUUCUAAAUCAAUAUCACAGACGAAGAAACCCCCAGUAAUGGUUUAUGAAAUGAUAACCAUAGUUUUCUUAAUAGCUAAUUGUAAAAUGUCUCUAUUUUUCACAUUCGAAACCAGCGGUUUUCGAUUCUUCACACAAAGAGUUGUUUAAGUAUUUCACUUAGUUAAAGUUUUUCCCAACUGACGGUUGCGACAGUUUGAAGUGGCAGUUUGAAAAUAUCAUACUUCAAUAAAUCCAAAAAAUGUAAGGAUAUGUUUAAUUAUACUUAGAGCAAAUGAAGAGCAAACCAAUCUGGAGGUCUGGAUACUUUUUUUUAUCAAUUUUUUAGAGCUUUCAUGUGGCUAAAAUAGAUAAAUGUAAAAUUUUCCGAACACAUUUUAUUAAAGGCUCAAAAUAUAACAAAUGUGAACAAAGAUUCCAGUUAAUAGUAAGCGCAAACUCCUAACUAUAGGCAAUACUACUCCUGUAUGUAUGUACUAAAUACCAUAUAUCUACAACUAUAGGGUGUCUAGGCUAUUUCGCUUUUGGUUUGAUUUCAGCGUCUAGCGUCUAAAGUCUAGGACCCAAUUAUCUAUCUCCGAUAUACUCCAAUCAAGUGCUAUGGAUUCCAAAUUGCAAACCUGUCGACUUCGACUAUAUAGGUGUGAAUGGGUGUCUGUUUAUUUUUGUAAGAGUGAGAAAUGGGUAACUGCAAGUGAAGAAAUUGGUAUUGAACCGACAACAAGAAAGUCCAUCAGUGAAGGAUUAACAAGAGUAAUUAUUUCCAAGGGUUUCCAAGCAAACCAGAAGAUUGUAAGAUAUCUGAGCGUCGGUGCCAUAAGUGUUGUAAGCAUUGUAAGCCUUCAAGUGCAAAAGCUGGUCUUGAACUAAUUUGUUGCUUUUAUAUUUAUUUGGCUAAAUUUGUAAGCAAGAGGGCAAUGGAAGCAUCCGUGUAUCGAUAGAUAAAAUUAAGACAACAGAACCUGCAGAAACAUAAAUAAAUGUUAAUAUAGAAAUAUUUAA